AUGAGCCCCGUCCCAGGCCGCCCGUUCGACGCCGGCAUUCCUGCCACUUGGUUCCGCGACGAAUGGAAGAGCCCGAGCAAUUACGCGUUCACGAUUCUUCUGCUGCUCGGCGGCGAUGUCGUCGCUAAGGCAUUGGCGCAGCUAGCCGGCGGUAGACUGACCCCCGUCGCAUUCUCCUUCGGAUGGGUGUCUUAUGCAACAUCGGCUGUCAACUCGGCCAUCGGAGAGCAUAAACUGAUGCCCGAUGCUGACACGGGUUGCUCUCUUAUCAACGGCAAGAACGGCUCCGUUCGUGGCAAUGGGUCGUGGGUAUUAGGCCGCAUCAUGCGAGACUACCACUGGUGGAUGACGGAUGAGAUCAAGGUCGAGACGGAAAGAGUCCUCAAGUCUGCUCGCCAGUACGACCUCGAAGCUGAGAAGAAGAAGCAUCCUCAGCUUCAAAAGCCCGUGCCCGAACGCGUCCAAGCGGGCUUAGUUGUCAGUUUCUGGGAAGCCAGCGCCACGAAAACCGCUGGAAAGCCAGGAAAGGACAUCCUCUACUGGUCGGGCAUCUGCGUCUCGUUCGUCCAGCUCGGCGUCGCCGCGAUACCUUGCGGGCUGUACGGAGACUGGGGCGUGCUGCUGAUCACCGCCGCUGCUAUAGCCCUCUGUUUCAUCACGGGGUCGCUGACCCAGUGGAAGGUGGAAAAGUGGGCGUGUCGCCAACUCGACGGCAAAGAGAAGGUCUUUGUUCUGACGCGAGGGAAUGGCGCGCAGCACGCAAUCCUCAUCGACAGCAAAGGACGUGGGCUGGAUCUCGAGGACCUCGCAACCGGGUUUGCCAAUGUCGAUGCGCCGCAUAUCACUAUGUCAUCACGUCUGAUCUAUGCGCUGCUCGGGGUCUUGUGGGUCUUGCUCCUUAUUACAAGCUCAGCGCUGAUCGACGAUGCCUGGUUCCUGAUCGCGGUCGGUGGAAUCGGCAUCCUGCAAAACAUGUUUGUUGCUGGCUGGAAUAGGAAGCCAGAGGCGUUGGGCGUGCCGGUCGACUAUGUUGGCGUAUAUGGCAGUCCGAAGGUCAUUGAUACGCUCUACGAGGUCGAACGUAGGUAUGAGAAGGUUGGCUUCAACAUGGUUGGGACUUUCUUUCCAAGUGGCAUCAGGGACCACGAGCAGGCGACCUUUGAUGCAAUCAAGCAAGACCACAAGAGGAGGAAAGAGGCCGAAUCGAAGCAGUCCUCGUCAAGCAACGGUGGUGGAGACGGGGAUGAGAAGACACGGAUGGGCGAUGCCACAGUCACAAUGGCAACGACAGGGUGA
Messenger RNA from Cladophialophora carrionii CBS 160.54, 1296 nucleotides. RefSeq lists its product as uncharacterized. The transcript is spliced from 2 exons. NCBI's taxonomy places the organism in Eukaryota, Fungi, Ascomycota, Eurotiomycetes, Chaetothyriales, Herpotrichiellaceae. The record is from RefSeq and is a predicted model, not a curated record. Bases 1 to 1296 code for a protein of 431 amino acids.